Messenger RNA from Phycomyces blakesleeanus NRRL 1555(-), 1561 nucleotides. RefSeq lists its product as hypothetical. Gene Ontology annotation, biological process: chromatin remodeling; box C/D snoRNP assembly; regulation of transcription by RNA polymerase II. The transcript is spliced from 12 exons. The record is from RefSeq and is a predicted model, not a curated record. Gene Ontology annotation, cellular component: NuA4 histone acetyltransferase complex; R2TP complex; Ino80 complex. The coding region runs from base 23 to 1420 and encodes 465 amino acids. NCBI's taxonomy places the organism in Eukaryota, Fungi, Mucoromycota, Mucoromycetes, Mucorales, Phycomycetaceae. Gene Ontology annotation, molecular function: ATP binding; DNA helicase activity; ATP hydrolysis activity.
CAAGCAUAUUCAUAUAUUCAUAAUGGCCAUGCCCAUCACUGUUUCCUCUUCUGAAACCAAAGAUCUAUUGAGAAUGGAACGUGUCGGCACCCAUUCUCACAUUCGUGGUCUCGGCCUCGAUGAUAAAUACGAACCUCGUGCAUCCUCCCAAGGAAUGGUUGGUCAACUCAAAGCUCGUAAAGCAGCCGGAAUUACGCUCGCCAUGAUCAAAGCUGGAAAGACUCCCGGUCGCGCUAUUCUGAUUGCUGGUCCUCCUUCAACCGGAAAAACCGCAAUUGCAAUGGCAAUGGCUCAAGAGCUCGGCACAGACGUACCUUUCACUUCUCUGGCCGCAUCAGAAAUCUUCUCUCUUGAGAUGUCAAAAACCGAGGCAUUGACACAGGCAUUCCGUAGAUCUAUUGGUGUGCGCAUCAAAGAAGAGUCUGAGCUUAUUGAGGGUGAAGUUGUGGAAAUUCAGAUUGACCGUUCUUUGACUGGUGGAUCCAAAACCGGAAAGUUGACCUUGAAGACUACCGAUAUGGAAACCAUUUACGAUCUUGGUACAAAGAUGAUCGAGUCUUUGGAUAAGGAGAAGGUUAUGGCUGGUGAUGUUAUUACUAUUGAUAAGGCGUCUGGACGCAUUACCAAGUUGGGUAGAUCAUUCACCCGUGCAAGAGACUAUGAUGCCAUGGGCUCUGAUACCAAGUUUGUACAGUGCCCCGAGGGAGAAUUGCAGAAGCGCAAGGAGGUUGUUCACACUGUGUCGCUUCAUGAAAUUGAUGUAAUCAACAGCAGAACCCAGGGCUUCUUGGCACUCUUCUCAGGUGAUACUGGAGAGAUUAAACAGGAAGUCAGAGACCAGAUCAACAGCAAGGUUGCUGAGUGGAGAGAGGAAGGAAAGGCCGAUAUUGUACCUGGUGUUCUUUUCAUUGAUGAAGUUCACAUGCUUGAUAUCGAAUGCUUCUCAUUCCUUAACAGAGCAUUGGAAGACGACAUGGCACCUAUUGUGAUUAUGGCAUCUAACCGCGGUGUCACCAACAUUCGCGGCACAAAGUAUAAAGCACCACACGGUAUUCCUGCCGAUCUCCGUGACCGAUUGACAACCAUCUCCACAAGUGCAUACGAAGAAAAAGACAUUCGCCAAAUCUUAAAUAUUAGAUGUGUGGAAGAAGAUGUAGAAAUGUCCGAUGAUGCAAAGGAUGUUUUGACUAGAAUUGGUGUCGAGACAUCCCUUCGUUACUCUAUUCACCUUAUCACAGCUGCCAACCUUGUUUCACGAAAGAGAAAGGCAACGAUAGUCGAUGUUCAAGACAUUAAGCGCGUAUACUCCCUCUUCUUAGACGAAAAGAGAUCUGUUCAGUACAUGAAGGAUUAUGAAGACCAGUACAUGUACAAUGACCAGAGUGAGAAGGUCGUUGAGGGCACUCCUAUGGAGAUGUAAAUCUUUUUAUUAUUAUUUUAUUUUCCCUUUCCUUUUGUUCUUUAUCUUUAAAUAUAUACUAUAUAUACUAUAUAUAUAUCUUAUAUUUAUAUUCUUAUUUUUGCUCUGCAUCAAUAAAAAUCAAGUCUUCAUUACACACGC